GGGAGAUUUCCAGCCAAUCAUGAUUUGGAUUUUAUCAUGUGAUUCAAGUCCAAUAGUAGUAUGUAUGAUGUAUUGUUUUGUAAGUAAAGAAAAGGCUGACGCAAUACAUUAAACACCUAUUGAAAUCUAACAAUGAUAAAAGCAAGCAAUGCAAAAGACGUCUGCUACUUUGUCGAAAUUGGUCAGAAGGGCUAUAACUCCCAUUGCGUCAAGUUCGACCUCGUUCUCAAUCUGGAACACGUGUGGUAAACUUAACAUGGCUGAGUCAAUAGAAGGUUUGAGUAAGAAUGAACAGAAGAGACGUCUGAAAGCCGAAAAAAGGGCUCAGGAAAAGGCGGAAAAAGAAGUGACAGAUGAAUUUCCCAGCAAGACAGAUGGUGAAGUUAAAACCAAACCCCCAGUAGAAGAAUUGGACGAAACCGCUUACUUCGAUUACCGCUCAAAUGUUGUGGCUCAAUUGAAAGAAACCAAGGAACAUCCGUACCCUCAUAAAUUUCACGUGGAUACGUCACUGACAACAUUUAUUGAAAAAUACAAUCAUGUACAACCAGGUGAUAUCUUGGACGAAGUUGUCAGUGUAUCAGGUCGAAUCCACGCCAAAAGAGAAGCCGGGGCCAAGUUACUAUUUUAUGAUUUACGGGCCGAGCUGGUAAAAAUUCAAAUAAUGGCGAAUUCCAAACAUUACCAACCAGAAGAAGAAUUUGAGGCUAUUAAUGACAAAUUGAAGAGAGGUGAUGUCGUCGGUGUCCAAGGGAAACCAGGGAAGACGAAGAAAGGUGAAUUGAGCAUUAUACCGACCAAAAUGGUGUUACUCUCCCCUUGUCUCCAUCAAUUGCCGCAUAUGUAUUAUGGCGUUAAAGACAAGGAGACUCGCUACAGGCAACGAUACCUAGAUAUGAUCAUAAAUGAAGAGGUUCGAAACAAGUUUAUAACGAGAGCUAAGAUCAUAAACUACAUUAGGAAAUUUUUGGACAAUAUGGGAUUUUUGGAAGUUGAAACGCCCAUGAUGAAUAUGAUUCCAGGUGGAGCCAGUGCUAAGCCGUUCAUCACUCAUCACAAUGAUCUAAAUAUGGACUUGUACAUGCGAGUUGCUCCGGAGUUAUAUCUUAAAAUGCUAGUUGUCGGAGGUUUAGAUCGUGUUUACGAAAUCGGCAAACAAUUCAGGAACGAAGGAAUAGACCAGACGCAUAAUCCAGAAUUCACGACAUGCGAAUUUUAUAUGGCAUAUGCAGAUUACAAUGAUCUAAUGGAUAUUACGGAGAGUUUGGUGUCCGGAUUAGUCAAGUCUCUCUUUGGGGGAUAUAAAGUAAAUUUUCAUCCCGAUGGACCAGAAGAUGAGGCUGUUGAGAUCGAUUUCACUCCACCAUUUAAAAGGAUCAGUUUAGUUUCAGAACUAGAAAAGAUCUUAAAACGUAAAUUUCCAGACCCACAAACAUUUGAUAAACCAGAAGCUCGUGAAUUUCUAGACAAGCUGUGUAGAGAAGUAGACGUAGACUGCACCCCACCGAGAACCACUGCUCGAUUACUUGACAAACUGGUUGGAGAAUAUAUAGAAGAGCAGAUAAUCAAUCCAGCUUUUAUCAUGGAUCAUCCGCAAAUUAUGAGUCCCCUUGCCAAAUGGCACAGAACUAUACCUGGCCUGACUGAAAGGUUUGAAGCAUUUGUAAUGAAGAAAGAGAUCUGUAAUGCUUACACAGAAUUGAACGAUCCAGUUGUCCAAAGACAGAUGUUUCAACAACAAUCUAAAGACAAGGAGGCUGGAGAUGACGAGGCUAUGUGUGUCGAUGAAAAUUUCUGCACGGCCCUUGAGUAUGGUUUACCUCCGACAGGUGGCUGGGGUAUGGGUAUCGAUAGGUUAACGAUGUUCCUCACAGAUUCCAACAAUAUCAAAGAAGUUCUUUUGUUUCCGGCCAUGAAACCAGAUGAUCAGAAAGCUCCAGGGAAGGCAGAUGAAGCUCCAUCAGAUGGCAGCAAAUAAUUUAAUUUGAUAAGUUUUGUUAACCAGCAUGUCUCCUCCCUGAAAACUUUUGAAAACGAUAAUUGUUCGCAGAUUUGAUCCCAGUAAGACACUUAAUUUAUUUAUUUGUGGAUUGACAGUGUCGUAAUACGAAGGUGCAAUGUUAUUUGUGUGGUAAAUGAGAAGUGGUACUAGGUGUUAUUGACUAAAAGAUGAUGAAUUUAAAAUCUACUGAAUCGUGUUAAGACAUUGUUAAUUAUCGUAUUGUAAAUAAUUGUCAGAUUUACUGGAAACUAGAAGUGAUUGAAUUUAGUUUAAAUUUUAAAUAAAUAUUUGAUUAUUAAAGAAAAAUGAAUGAGUAGAUAAAUUACAUGUAAUAUCAAUUUAAAAGUUGCUGAAUCAUGUUAAUUAAGACAUUGUUAAUUUUGUUUAAUUACCGUAUUGUAAGGAAUUGUCAGAUUAUUACUGAAAACUAGAAGUGAUUGAAUUUAGUUUAAAUUUUAAAUAAAUAUUUGAUUAUUAAAGAAAAAUGAAUGAGUAGAUAAAUUACAUGUAAUAUCAAUUUAAAAGUUGCUGAAUCAUGUUAAUUAAGACAUUGUUAAUUUUGUUUAAUUACCGUAUUGUUAGAUUAUUACUGAAAACCAGGCAUCGAUAUUUCCGCGCAGGCACAUUUGCUUGAAAAUUUUUUAUUUUUGCAGGCACAUUUUUAAAGAUGUAGCCACGCCGGGCGGCGCCUGCGCCCGGCACUAUUUUUUGCCGCCCAGCAUAAAGAAAAAAUCGAAAAAGGCCCAGUCGUAUUUAAACCCCUUCGUCCUUCUCUGUACACAAACUCGAAAUUUACCACAGCAAUUAAACGGCAAAGCCAUGGUAAAAGCCGACGUACGCAAACCAUGUCUGUCACGGCAUAAUUUAUUUUUGUGUGCCGUAGUAGACCCUAUCAUCCCAAAUUAGUUUAAAGAAAGAUGUAUUGGUAUUUUGUUUAUUUAUACUUAGAAGAUGUGUAGGCCUAGGUCUAUUCAUUUUACAAUUAUUCUACGGUCUUUAUAUUUGUUUAUUUGCCGUAAAUAGGUCACCCAGACCAAUUUACGGCACUCCAAUGUUAAAGGUUUGAAUGUCGUAAUUGUCCAACACGUGCCUGCAAAUUUUCACGAUGAUCUUAUUUUAUUUCUUACCUGUGUUGACCGUGGAUUUGCUAUGGCCCGAGAGUAGGUCCUCAACUUAUCUAUCCAGAGAAACAGAGUGGGGCCGGACAAUUUUAUGCUCGGUCGGGUGGUGUCAAAAAGUUUUUAGAUCCCUGUAUCAUUGAUGAAAAUUAAGUGAAUUUGGUAAAAUUUGAAUAUAUCAAUGGAAAUUUGAUUUGCACUGAACCAAAUACAAAAGGCAGCAGAUGCUCUGAAAAUACACCAAGAAGGGUUUAAUUUUCAUAAAAGACCACGCCCCCUCCCAAAUUUUUUUUUGCCUCGCUCCGCUCGCCAAAUAUAUUUUAACACCAGUCACCAAAUCCUGGCUACAUCCCUGUGUUUCAGUAUGACCCUGCAGGCACACUCAACUUUUAUACAGCCCUGCUGAAAACUAGAAGUGAUUGAAUUUAGUUUAUAUUUUAAAUAGAUAUUUUGAUUAUUAAAGAAAAAUACACAAGUAGAUAAAUUACAUGUAAUAUCAAUUUAAAAGUUGCUGAAUUAUGUUAAUUAAGAUAUUGUUAAUUUUGUUUAAUUAUUGCGAAAACUAGAAUUUUUAUUUUUUAGAUAGAUAUGUUGAUCAUUAAAGAAAAAUGCACUAGUAGAUAAAUUAAUAUCAAUUAGUUAAAUAUUAUUUUUUUUGAAGAUAAUAAAAGUUGAGUAUUGAAUAGUUCAUACAGAAGGAAAAUAAAAUGAUAAAAAAGGAAA
Molecule: messenger RNA, 3843 nt
Organism: Patella vulgata (common limpet)
Lineage: Eukaryota; Metazoa; Mollusca; Gastropoda; Patellidae
Product: lysine--tRNA ligase
Exons: 1
Coding region: 149-1978 (609 amino acids)
Biological process (GO): lysyl-tRNA aminoacylation
Cellular component (GO): cytosol; cytoplasm; aminoacyl-tRNA synthetase multienzyme complex
Molecular function (GO): lysine-tRNA ligase activity; ATP binding; tRNA binding
Source: RefSeq, a predicted model, not a curated record